UCGAAGCCUUUUCAGGGGUUUGUAUCAAACGGCUGUGCUGAGGGUAUGAUGCGCUACUGUGCCCACUUUACCAUUGCUCCAUGUAUGGACAAGAGGGCCUCCACGGCAUCCUGCCCUCACUCAGCAGCUUUUUCACUUUCCAGUGACUGAGCUUGCUGAUGUUGCAGUUUCCUCCUUCACGCCGAAAUCUGCUGCAGUUUAUCUUUACAUCUGACUUACUACCUAUCUGCGGGCCUUAGCUUAAACCAUCUGAGAGAACAAGCAGGAAGAAAAAGAGGGAAACAUAAAGCCGAGAAGUGGCUCAAUUUACACAAAAAGAAGAACCAACGGGAAAGGUUUCUAGUGUUUCCUCUUCCAGCUAACAGCCACUAUGGAAUAGGGCAACAAGAGGCUAAGCUAGGAGAAGAGUUUGAAGAGUGUGUGAGACAGAGAAGAUGGAGAAAGGAUAUGUUAAAGAUGGUUUGGCUGCCAUUGAGACUUGGAGAUCUGAUGCCACAAUGAGGACUCACACACGGGGGGCUCCCAGCGUGUUUUUCAUACAUGUGGUUUGCUUUGCUUUGGCCUCCAGCACUGAUGAGAACCCAAGCGCUGUGAUUCCUUUUGUCAAUGCCAACUACGACAGCUACCCCAUGCUGUACUUUUCUAAAGGAGAGGUGGAGGACUUGCGGAUCAAGGCUGCCACUACGCAUCAGCACAUUGCAGCUCGUCUGACUGAGGCAGUUCAGACCAUGCUGUCCAGUCCCCUGGACUACCUUCCUCCCUGGGAUCCCAAGGAGUUCAGUGCUCGGUGGAAUGAAAUUUAUGGCAACAAUCUGGGUGCCCUGGCAAUGUUCUGUGUGCUCUACCCCAAGAAUAUCGAAGCCAUAAAUAUGGCCAAGGAUUACAUGGAAAGGAUGGCGGCUCAGCCUAGUUGGUUAGUGAAGGAUGCUCCAUGGGAUGAGGUCCCUCUUGCUCACUCUUUGGUUGCUUUUGCCACUGCUUAUGACUUCUUAUACAACUAUCUUAGCAAGACUGAACAGGAAAGAUUUCUUGAAGUGAUUGCCAAUGCCUCAGGAUAUAUGUAUGAAACAUCAUACAGGCGUGGAUGGGGUUUCCAGUACCUACAUAACCAUCAGCCUACCAACUGCAUGGCCCUGCUGGCAGGAAGCCUGGUUCUGAUGAAUCAAGGCUAUCUUCAGGAAGCAUACUUGUGGACUAAGCAAGUGCUGUCAAUCAUGGAAAAGUCUAUAGUCCUGCUGCGAGAAGUUACAGAUGGAUCCCUCUAUGAAGGAGUGGCUUAUGGCAGCUACACCACCAGAUCUCUCUUUCAGUAUAUGUUUCUUGUCCAAAGGCAUUUUGACAUCAACCACUUCAAUCACCCGUGGCUUAAAGAGCACUUUGCAUUUAUGUAUAGAACUGUCCUGCCAGGAUUUCAGAGAACUGUGGCAAUUGCAGACUCCAACUAUAACUGGUUCUAUGGGCCAGAGAGCCAGUUGGUGUUUCUAGACAAUUUUGUCAUGCGCAACGGCAGUGGGAAUUGGCUGGCAGAUCAGAUCAGAAGGAAUCGAGUGGUGGAAGGCCCUGGGACUCCAUCCAAAGGGCAGCGGUGGUGCACUCUUCACACUGAAUUUCUCUGGUAUGAUGCAAGCCUGCACUCCGUACCUCCACCGGACUAUGGUAUUCCAAAGCUGCAUUAUUUUGAGGACUGGGGAGUUGUAACAUAUGGAAGUGCAUUGCCAGCUGAAAUCAACAGGCCCUUCCUCUCCUUCAAAUCUGGAAAACUGGGAGGUCGUGCAAUAUAUGAUAUUGUUCAUAAGAAUAAGUACAAAGAGUGGGUCAAAGGGUGGAGGAACUUCAAUGCUGGCCAUGAGCACCCUGAUCAGAACUCCUUUACCUUUGCUCCCAAUGGUGUACCUUUCAUAACAGAAGCCCUGUAUGGACCGAAGUAUACCUUCUUCAACAAUGUGUUGAUGUUUUCCCCAGCGGUGUCAAAGAGCUGCUUCUCCCCAUGGGAAGGGCAGGUUACAGAGGACUGUUCAUCAAAGUGGUUGAAAUACAAACAUGACCUAGCUGCAGACUGCCAAGGGAGAGUAGUCGCCGCUAUGGAGAGAAGUGGAGUGGUUUUUAUCAGGGGAGAAGGAGUGGGUGCUUACAACCCAGAACUGAAGUUGAAAAACUUCCAAAGAAACCUUUUACUUCUGCAUCCCCAGCUUUUGUUGCUUGUGGACCUAAUUCAUCUUGAAGAUGACAGCCCCCUGGAGGCAGCCACCAGCUUCUUCCACAAUGUGGAUGUGCCUUUUGAAGAGACUGUUAUUGAUGAUGUCCACGGGGCUUUUAUUAGGCAUCACGAUGGGAUGUAUAAGAUGUACUGGAUGGAUGAUACUGGCUACAGUGAGAAGGCUACUGUUGCCUCAAAAAUGUAUCCCCAGGGCUACCCAUACAAUGGAACAAACUAUGUGAAUGUUACAACCCACCUGCGGAACCCAAUCACCAGAGCAGUUUACCUCUUCAUAGGACCUUCCAUAGAUGUCCAGAGUUUCAAUGUCCAUGGAGAUUCUCAGCAACUGGAUGUCUUCAUAGCCACCAGUGAGCAUGCCUAUGCCGUUUACCUGUGGACUGGUGAGGAUGGAGGCCAUUCUGUCUUUGCACAGAUUAUUGCAGAUCGCCAAAAAAUUCUGUUUGACCGAACCUCUACCAUAAGGAACUCCGCUGUGUCAGAGGUGAAAGAUUAUGUUCAGAUUGUGGAGCAGAAUCUUCAGCAUUUCAAACCUGUCUUCCAGCAGCUUGAGAAACAGAUUCUGUCCCAUGUGCGAAACACAGAUAGCUUUAGAAAGACUGCUGAACGCCUGCUGAGAUUUUCAGAUAAGAGACAGACGGAAGAAGCCAUUGAUAGGUUAUUUGCUAUCUCCCAGCAGCAGCAGCAGCAGCAAGGCAGGGCAAAGAAAAGCAAAAAGGUAGCCAAAAGCUACAAGUUUGUUGAUGCCGUUCCUGACAUCUUUGCACAAAUUGAAGUAAACGAAAGAAAAGUGCGACAGAAGGCACAGACUCAAGCACAAAAAGAGUUACCUGUAGAUGAAGAUGAGGAAAUGAAAGACCUUUUAGAUUUUGUAGAUAUUACUCAUGGGAAGCACAAAAAUGGUGCAUCAAUCAAAGGCCAAUCUGGACUGGAACAAAUGGUGAGCACUGCUCGAAGCAGUGCCCCAUCAAUAUCGGCUUCUUAUACCCGCCUCUUCCUAAUUCUAAACAUUUUUAUUUUCUUUGUUAUGCUGGCAAUGCAGAUGACCUAUUUCCAAAAGGCCAAGAGCCUACAUGGCCAAAGAUGGCUUUAUGCAAUACUUUUAGUUGACAGCUGUAUAUUAUUGUGGCUGUAUUCUUCUUGUUCCCAGUCACAAUGUUAGCAAAAGAUCAUGUACUACUUGACCAGUUUAUGGUCAUAUGUGUCUAUGCAAAAGAAUUAACCCUAAUAGGGCCAUAGUUUGUUUUUUCCUUUUCUGAAAUAUUCCAGGAAACAGCUGAGGAAAGGUUGAUUUCACCCCAUGAGGGAAGAGGGAAAAAUAAUGCAUUUUUGAGAGACCUAAGUAUUCCUCAUCUGUGCUUUGGUUGUGUUUGACAUCUGAAGGAUAUUAUGCUUUGUUCAUCAAAGCACAGUAUGUGAAACUGUACUUAAUUUCUACCAAAAAAAAAAAAAGCCUUCUUUAAGAGGUUAUUUGUUUCCUAAGCUCCUUGGUUUUAUACACAAUUGGUUUUGCAUAGUAUUACUUUCAGGCUUCUAAAGAUGCGUAUGAGAGCUGGGCAGGAAAUGGUUUUCCUGCUCCAUGAAAAUGUUUGAGAUAUCAAAAAAUGUUCCUGGCCCAAAUUGGGACAUAAAAUGACAAAACCUUGAAACUAUCCAUGUAUCAAAAAUCCAUCCUCCCAAAAUUUGGGGUUUGAAAAUGUGGAAACAGGACAUUUUGACCAUUUCAUAGUGUUUUUUUCCCAAAAUUUUUUCAAGUUGAGAUUUGUUGAACUUUCAGGGGAUAUUUGUAGAAACCAACCCUGUUUCACAAACAAUUUAGGUUUUGACGAAUCAGCAUUUUUCAGUGAAAAAAAGGUGUUAAAAAUUCUCAACCAGCUCUAAUGCCUAUAGACAUAACCUUACAACAGAGUUAUUCAAAUUGAAAGGGCAUAGGAAAGAUUAACAAGUUAUAGUUGGAGGCAAAUAAGAAGCAAACUUUAAGCAUAAGGGAUUAUUUCUCAUUAUGAAAAAUCCCCUUCCCAUUCACCAGACCAGAUGAAAACUGGAGGAUGAAUCCUGAUAUGAUCUGCUUUUGAUUUUACAGGGUAAGGUUUCUCAAACAUUAUCAUAUGGGGAGCACAUUUCAAUAGGGAAAUUGACUCCUAGAUCACCUCUCCUGUUUGCAAUUGCAAAAAACCACUACCAUCACCACCACCACCCUGUGGCAACCCCAGCAAUUGCUUAUGUGGAAAAGCUGUAUUAAGAAAGUAUUUGAUGUAUUUAUAUUUUUUUAGCUCUCGGAGUGAUUAUAUAGCUGGAAACAAAGAAGAGCCAGAACCAAGUGACCAGACAGUUCUUCACAGACCACCAGCGAGUGCUCUGCAGAUCAUGAGAGGCACACGGCUCAUUAAUUUGGCAAUCAUUGAUAUGGAGAAAACUGUGGCUUCUGACAAUGAGUUUGACACCCUUACUUACACUGCAUUCAUUAAACUGAAUUUAAAAAAUCAUAGGUGUCUGUGAGGUUUUCAGUAUGGAGAGGCUAUAGAACUGGUGUAUAUUACUGUAUGUCUUUAAGAAACAGAAAAGCAUUUCUUCCCGUACAUUUUUUAAAUAAACAAAUCAUAAUUGUCUCAUAGAUUUUUUUGCUUUGUUGACUAGAAUAUUUUCCCGAAUAAUUUAAACAAUUGAGUGGUGUUCAUUAGCUCCUAAUUCACAACAUAUAAUAUUAAGGGAUGGCUCUCUCUGAAUUUCACCACUUGGGCCCUUGAUAUUGAUGUUUUUUUCUUUAAAUAUAUCUGGCCACGGAUGGGGACCUUUUCAUGAAAUAAAAAUACACAGGUGAAUAUCUUAAAUUAAUAGCCUCAGGUGCAAACUAACACUUUAUAAGAUCCAGAAAAUGUAUAACAACCGUUAUUUAAUUUCAGUUUCCCAUACUGAGACAAGUUCUGCUCAUGUACAGAAACCCUAUUGAAGUCUCUUGGAGAGCAGCAAAAUAAAUUGUCACGCAACAUUAUUCUUCAUAACUAUGCAUAUUGCUUUCUUCUGAGGUUGGAUUAUAAAUUGGUCCAAUAAUAGGGUGUCGAAGCAGCUGGUAACAUAUGAUAGAUCAAUAAAAGUGCUUAAAAUGGCAUGUGAUUUUUAUUUUUAUUUUCCUAGAGACUGUUGAUUAAUUUUUAACUCUCGUGUAAUAUUAAUAUACAUACAUUAAUAUUAAUGGUCAUUAAAUGUUGAAUCUUCAGGAAAA
Molecule: messenger RNA, 5438 nt
Organism: Chelonia mydas (Green sea turtle)
Lineage: Eukaryota; Metazoa; Chordata; Testudines; Cheloniidae
Gene: DSE
Product: dermatan sulfate epimerase
Exons: 6
Coding region: 435-3377 (980 amino acids)
Molecular function (GO): chondroitin-glucuronate 5-epimerase activity
Source: RefSeq, a predicted model, not a curated record